AUGACUUCAUUAUUCAACGGUGAACAACAAGAAAAAAAUUUAUUUGUUCAUAAUGAACAGCCAACAGUAAAUCUUCAACAAACUAAGAAUUUUAAUGAAUAUGAUAGAAAAAUUGAACAAAUGAAUGAAAUAAAAACUAAUGAAUUAAAUAAAUUAAAAUUUUAUUAUGAAACAAAAUUACAUGGAUUAGAAGAUAAUAAAAUACAAUCAGAAAUUCAUUUAGGUCAAAUAAAUGAAGAAAAUAAACGUUUAAAAAUUGAAAUUACACAUGAAAAAGAACAAAAUAAAAUUGAACAAAAAACAUUACAACAACAUUUAAAAGAAUUUAAAAAGACUUUAGAAAGAAAAAUUCAUGAUAUAAAAAUUAUUCAUGAAAAUGAUAAACAAGAAAUUAAACAACAACAUUCAAAAGUCUAUCAAGAUUUAUUAGAUGAAACAAAUCAACAUUUAAAAAAAACGGAAAAUAAUUAUAAAUAUGAACAAUUAACAAAUGAAUCAACUAUUGAUGAAAUGGAAAAACGAAUAAUAGAUUUACGUUCAAAUUUCGAACAUCUUCAACAAUUGAAACAAAAACUUGAAGAUGAUAAAAUUCAAUUAAUUAAAACUAAUGAACAAUUACAAUUACAGAUUCAAGAAUUAACAAAUAAGCAACGUCAUAUUGAUCGUGAUCAUACUGAUAAGAUUCAACGUUAUGAAAAUGAAUUAAAAUCUGUUCAUCUUCGUUGUGAAACAAAUAUUGAUUUUUUACGUAAAGAAAAUGAUGUAUUAAAAAGUAAAUCAACUAAAACAAUAGAUGAUUUAGAAAAAAAAUUAUUAAAAAUAACUGAACAAUAUCAAAAUAUGGAAAAAAUAUUCGAACAAAAAUUAAAUGAACAACAAAUAAUUUAUCAUAAUAAUAUAAAACAAUAUGAAAAUGAUAAUGAAAAAAAAUUUCUAAAAUUAAAACAAGAAUUACAAGAACAAAAUAAUAAUUAUAUUUUAUCUAUUCAACAUUAUGAACAAAAAGAAAAUGAAUUACGACAACAUAAACAUCAAAUUAAAAUUGAUUUAGAUAAUAAAAUUCAAGAAAUGAAUAAUAAAAUAUAUGAAAAUGAACAAAUAUUAAUCAAUAAAUUGAAACAUGAAUAUGAUCAAACUAAUCAACAAGAUCAAGAAAAAUUACGUGAAAAUUUUAAUAAAGAUAUUGAAGAAAUCAAACAUCAUUAUGAACAAAUAAUCGAAAAAAAAGAAGAAAAAAUAAAGAAUGAUUUACAAAAAUUUAAUCAAUUAUCUGUUGAAAUCAAACGUACACAAGAAGUCGAAAAACAACAGAUUAUCAAUGAAUAUGAACAAUUUAUUCAAAAAUUCGAAAAAAAUCAUAUACAAAAAACAGAUGAAUAUGAAAAACGUAUUGAAAUUUUAAUUUCUAAAACACAUGAACAAUUAAAAUCAAUGGAAGAUGCAUUUGAAAUUCGUCAUACUAAUCAACAAUUAAUUAUCGAUGAUCAACAAAAAAUUAUUCAAGCAUAUAAAGAUGAAGAAAAUCAAGUGAAAAUAUUAUAUGAAAAACAAUGUAGAAUUUUAAGUGAACAAUCUCUACGUGAAAAAAAUGAAAUUAAAACACAAUUUGAUAUAUGUAUGAAAAAUUUAGAAAAAAAUUUCAAUAUAUUAGCAUCAAAAAAAGAACAACUUGAACGUAAAUUAUCAUAUUUAAAAGAACAACAUAAACAUGAAAUGAUUGAAUAUCGUUUAACAUAUGAAAAUAAUAUUAAAGGUCUUUUAUCAAAUGAUGUUCGUAUGGAUUUAGAAAGUACAAUACAUUCAUUAAAACAACAAGUUAUUUUUUUACAACAACGUACAGCUUUUCUUCAACAAGAACUUCAACAAUAUAUAGAAAUCUAUGGACAUAGACUAGCAUCUCAGUGA
Molecule: messenger RNA, 1905 nt
Organism: Rotaria sordida
Lineage: Eukaryota; Metazoa; Rotifera; Eurotatoria; Philodinida; Philodinidae
Source: the annotation of a GenBank genome assembly